This is a messenger RNA of Brienomyrus brachyistius, 7032 nucleotides long. RefSeq names its product transmembrane protein 71-like. The record is from RefSeq and is a predicted model, not a curated record. The transcript has 9 exons. Lineage: Eukaryota; Metazoa; Chordata; Actinopteri; Osteoglossiformes; Mormyridae. The coding region runs from base 667 to 1479 and encodes 270 amino acids.
AAGCAAAUCAUCCGGCGCUAGUUCAGGUGAAGCCUCGAACGCCCCAAAAUAGUCUGGAUACAAACAUUCAAUUUUUUCAUUUCCAACCAUCCAUUUUCUAUACUCGCAUGCAAAUUUAUAUGUUAUAUAUGGUACUGUGGCUGGAACUGUUUCUGUUUGUAUGAAUGAAAAUGACAUUUUCAAUAUUGCAUGUGUUCGUUGUUAUUUCUUGUUCCAGUAUUUAAUGGAAGGUACCACAAUAACAGGAUUAAUUAUGUAAACUUCAAGGGAUUAAAAAGCAGUAAGUUUAGAUAUACUGCUAACGUUUAAUGGGCUGUGGAACUGCAAACGGGAACGUGUGUAACCUAAUUAUUCAAACCCGCUACAACCAGUGAUUUAACCUCUUAGUAAAGAUGAAACAAACCUGCGAUGUUUAUAAUUUGGCGAUGUUACUGUAUUAUAAUUUACCGGUAAAUUUAUUAAAUUGUGGUUCUAUGGGACCUGCACGUGUUGCUUUAAUGUCACAGCUUCCGUGACAGUGUUUUAAUGGGUGUGGUACUAUGACAAGUGUCAUCUUAACUUGUCUUAACCAGACAUGUCUGCCAGAAACGCCAUUACUACGCUAUGAAGUUAGGAUGAAUGAAGUAAUCUGACUUAAAGCGACGUCAACCUGGAGUAAAAAAGGAGAUGCUUACAGUCCAGUCAUGUCAAAACCUAUCCCCAAUAUCACCUGGGAGUUGUGAGGACCACCUCUCUGUCAGCUCCUUUGCGGAAUCUCCAAGCUCCUCUCGCCGUAGCACCCGCCUCCUCACCAAUGGCUACUAUGUCCUGUCAGACGACAGCAUUCUGUCCGAGGACGAGGGAAACAUCUCCCCCUCUCCCUCCCAAGCUAACAUUUCCUACAAGGAGAACAUGGUUCGAGUGUUUAAUAGACGCAAGAGGAGGUCAUUCAAGUCACUGGCCAGUGUGUUUGACAUGAGCCAAUCGCAUGAGUCCUUGCUGCAAGGGAAGGUGCCUGAUAGGACGCCCCAGUCUCAGCUUACUCACACAACAUGGAUGAAGGGCACUGAAGAGGGAGAUGGUGACUUGACUCGAGGUCAUGGCGCAAUUCCAACACGUCCAGAGAAAACUACUCCGCAAACUCACCAACAGGGGGAGCUACAUGAUUUGCCCCUGGACACCGAGGCCUGCUUUUCUCAGGAGCAGUUCAGUCAUUCCCUGGGCGGGUUCCUGGACAUCGCAUCUCAAUCGCCAUUCACUGCUGCGAAGCUCCGUCAUAUGAAACUGCUGACAGGCUCUAAGACCCAGAAAGUUCUUUUCUUCAUCAUCAUUCUGUUGGUCUGUCUUCUUACGGCAGUGUUCUCUUGGUGGAUCUUAGGGGGUCUGCUUUUCGCUUGUGUUACCUUUACAUUGAUAUUGGCUUCCUAUUUGCUUACAAAUACAACACUUCAGACCACAAGACUGCAUAAAACAGCGGGAAUCACCCCCAAGCAGGAAUAGCAGAUUGAAGGGCAAAAGAAGACAUAUAAUAUACUAUAUUUUUACAAAACAUACAUUUUAUUAUGUACAAUGCGAUAAAACAGCCAAAUAUUUUGAUGUACAGUUAGUUUUGGAAAGUUUCAGAGCGAUCAAUUUUGUCUGACGGCGCACAUAUAGUAUUUAAGUAAACAAAUAGCUACUUUUUAAAUAGUGUUAAAGCUAUAAUUGAUUGUGAUGAUAUGGGGGGUUUGUGACUCUGCUGGCACCUCUGGAGUGUAGGUUCUCCUCUCCUCUCUCCUCCUCGUGUUUCUCCUCCUGUCGUAUGGUUUUCCUCCCUCGCAUCCCAUCUAGGGUGUAGCCCAGCCCCAUGCCUCAUGCUGCCAACCCCCCCAUCACCCCACAGACAUACACAUUACGCAGGGAUUGAAAUACUGAUCAAAUUAAUCAAUUAUUAUUUUGAAUAGGUUAUGUGCUGUUGAGUUUGCGUAUGUCACCAGCUAGUUGUUCCAUGAGGAUUGCAGCUGGUAUAUCAUUUUCUCACUGAACAUUAAUGAAGUGUUUCUUUUUCGUAAAUAGCAAAGCUGUUAUGGGACUUGCACAAAGGCACACAUCUUGAAAGAAUGUAGAAGAGUUAUUUUAAGUCCAGACGCUCGUCUAUUUAUGAAUGAGAUACGUUCCAAACGGCCGUUCGUGACUUGGAAUGUUCGUAAGUUGUUAUUCAUCAUCAUUUUAAGGGUAUACGCAAAUACAAAGAACUAGGAUGCUGGGAGUACGCAGGCUAUGCUGCUGCGCGGCGGAAGUAGCGGUCAGAAGAUCUACUAGGCGGAAUUGGUGUGCAGAAAAAAAAUUGAUGUUGUGGACAGGAAACGGGAGCCCAAUGAACACAAUUUGGACUUACUGUCCACUUCGUUCGUAUGUCUGAAAGUUCGUAAGUUGAAAGUUUGUAAGUAGAGGAGCAUCUGUAUUUGGUUAGUCCCCUAGUAACUGAAAAUUGUAGAAAACUUUCUUUGGAGCAGUAUACCAGCAAAAAUGAGCCGCUACAGGGCUAACUUUGUGUUAGCUUUGACGCACACUUUUUAAAAAAUAUAUAUUUUUUGUAUCUUUGUGACCAAUAAUUAAGACACUUUAAAAUAAUUUAUUAAUGAAUUCACUUACUGGGUAGUUUGCAUAUUAAUUCAUUUGUGUGAACCGUAUUUAACGACUUAAAGACGUGGCACCAUAACAUUAAUAAAAACAAACACAAAACCAAUUUGGUAGCUGCAAUUAACAUAAGCAUAUAUCUGCACCAUGUUUUCAGAAGAGCCAUAUACUGUGUUGCAUUCACAUGCUGCAUCAUGUUUGUCUUGUAUUAGAAGCCUCCCAUGGUGUGAUCAGUUUAUUUCAUGUUAUAUUGGCAGCGCGAGGACCUGUUGAUGCGUAACACCCCAAAUGUGAGGUACAGUGUUGUUAAUUGACAGUUAAUUACAUCCAUAUACCAUAUUUCCUCUUUGAGGCACACAAUGAGUGAAGGUCUUACAUUGAUUAAUUUAGCUGAUAAUUGUGCAAAGAAAAAAACAAGUGGAUGAAAGCUUGGGGGGUAGCUAGUAACCUGGGGAGUUGCGGGCCUUGCUCAGGGUCGUGACAGCGAGAUGUUUACUCUACCAACCAUACAGCUCGAACCCACAACCUUCCGGACAUGAAUUCAUAACAAUGGAUAAUAAUAAGUAAUAAUGGAUUUUAAAAUAGGAGAUCUGUCUGAAUUCAGCCUUAUUGCCAAGUUAUCUGAAAUGAUAUUCCAAAUACCGUCAAGAUUAAAAAAAACCAUUACAAAUUCAUUUUGCCAUCUACCAAGCUAAAAUAUGCAAAUAAAUUCUGCUGGCUGACUAAUAAGAAUAUAUCCUUGGCUAAAAUGUCUCUGUUAUUUCACCAUCCAACGAGGCUACAGUAUGUAUUGAACUCACACAUGCUGUGUAUAUACAUUGUAUGCUGCUUCAAGUCCUGCUCGGAAUAUCCGACUAGAGAGUUGGAAAAUUGUAAUUACGACAUGACGCAUGUUCGGGUGGUUAGGUCUGAGCAAAAUGGAGGAGAUAAGAAAGCAACUUUUUGUUUCCCCCCACAGUCAAAAAACCACGCUAAGUUGAACUGCUGCCUUUCUUUGUAAAUAACUUUACCUAUUUUGUGUCAUUUGUCAUAAUAAAAAAAUCAUAAAAUAUAUAUAUAUUUUUUAAAUGUGCAUGCACUUUUGAAAUACGUGGGCAUCCCAUCUCGGGCUAAUGUCUGCAUUGCGCCCAUGGCUUCCGUGAUCAGGGAUGGAAAAUGGAUGGAUGGAUGGAUGGAUGGAUGGUAUGUUAAUUUAUCAAACUUGAUAAACUGACAUGAAAACAUGUGCAGUGCCCAUACAAGUGCAAUGUGUUGCCUAGCAGCUGUAAGCAUUAAACAAACAAGCUUUUUAGUCUAUAUUUUCAUUCAGUAUUUUUAACACAAUUUUGGAAAACACAGAAAGUAAAUGUCAGGACUCUGUGACCAUGAUCUGAAGGUUCCUGGAUCUAAUCCCAUAAUCAGCAGAGUAAUAUCAUUGUUUGGGCCCUUGAGCAUCUUCCAAUAGCUGUAGGGACUGUCUGACCUUGCUCUCUGAUCCUCACUUUUAUGUUUUAAACAAUAGUAUCUGCAAAAUAAAUGUAAAGAUUUCUUUAUCUAAACAAACAACAUAAUAUCAUCUAAUAGCCCAUUGUGACCCUCCAUUGUAUAAGCAGUUGUAAGAUGGGACUUCUUGAAUUUCAGCCGAUCACAAUUAUUAAAAGACCAUCAAUUGAAAAUAUGUUGAAAAAGAAAGGCAACAGUGCUUAAGAAAAAAAAACUGUUUCAAUUCCAUCCUUGGCAUGCCUUCCUUUAAAAUUCUUGCAUUUGCAGUUUCUUGAUACUUCCAGAAGAGGGCACUGAAAGACACCGAAUUCUCUUUCUGGAAUCUGCUGGAAAAGCCAGAGCGUACAGGAUACUGAAUCCUCAUUUGCUAAAAGACAAAUGUCUUCAGUAAUUAUCAUCUCAAGUGACUAUCGUUAGUCUUAUGAGAAUGCUGGCACCUCUCAGGUUUUUUAGGCUUGUCUUCAAAGCUUCAGCAGUGCAGCUUUGGCAGUGCAAAGGAGGCAAAGCCUUAGCCUCAGCACACAACUGGAAUGCAGUGACACACGACUGCCAUUUUGCUUUAGGGUUGAACAUGAAUGCCCUGUUUUCUAAAUCUUCACAUUGAAGCAACAAUUAAACAACAUGAAAGUUGUAUUAGGCUUUGAUUAAAAACAUACUGGAGGUCAAUAAUACAUAACGUUUGGCAUAUGGUUAUGUAUGCAAAGUCCUGCCUGUGAAUAUGCUAUUUGAUAUUAAAACAGAGCAUAUCAGUGUAAAAGAUGCAGGCACUACAGGGCGCUGGCAGCACCCCUGAAUGUAAUUCCCUUCCAAUCCUAAAGCCUGAGAUCAAACAACACUGCUAGACACGAAAAUGUAAGACAAAGCAGUAAGAUCAUGUCUCAGGGGUGUCUAGACCAGUGGUUCUCAAUCUUUUUUGCACUGUGACCUACUUUUUACCAUGCCAGCUUAGUCUAGACACUAUAUCAGGUAUAGGCUUAAAUUAACGCUUUGAUCAAGCACAGUGAACACUGCAAUUUACACCAAUCAAUGCCUAUUGCACAAGUCUAAUUGGAUGUGCCAGUGAAUUUUAAAUUAAGCAUCUGUGGUUUGAUUUCUUGGAUUGGUUGUGUUCGCUAAUUUUGUGCUAAGCAGUCGCAGACCCAAGACCCAUUUAUAUAGGUUAAUUAUAAGAUUGAGGCUGGGAAAUCUGAUCGUAGAUCAGUAUAAGAGCGUGCUGGUUUCAAAAUGCUUACAUUUACAACUCUGCCUCACGACCCUUUCAGAACUUGAGUUGCGACCCAUGGGUUGAGAAUCGCUGGUCUAGACCACUGACCCAGAAACGGUCCUCACACUGAAACUCCAUGUGCUGUAAACGGUCACCACAAAUACAGAAAGUAGAAAACUAGGCAACAUAAUAGGCUGGCCCCCCAUCCUGGGUUGUUCCCUGCCUCGUGCCCAUUGCUUCCGGGAUAGGCUCCGGACUCCCCAUGACCCAGUAGGAUAAGCGGUUUGGAAAAUGGAUGGAUGGAUGUUAAUACUGCAAAUGACAGUAAUGCUAAUAUAAAGGUUUUCAUUAUCACUUGCAAUUUGAUUCCAACUUACCACUUUUAAAAAAAAUUGGGAUGUGUUCAAAACAGUACGGUUUUACAAUGUAUAAAAGAAAAAUAUAUAUAAAUAACCAACUGUUCCUUUACAAAACAGCAAAGAGCUUGGCGCUCCUUUAGCACCCUCAGCUUUCUUGACUGGUCUACAUAUGAUAGGAAACAAACGCAGUGUAAUGUUUCACACAGAAACCAGAAAACCCACUUGAUUCGAUGAGAUUCUCGUAGGUUUCUCCCUGGUGUUUAAACAAGGCAGAAGGGCAGUAAUUCUGUCCAGAAUGGGUGAUAUUGAGCUGGGUUUAACACUGUCAAAGAAUAAGCACAGGACAUGCUUUACAGAAAGUUAUUGAUAUGAACGCUACCUGUCUGGAGUAUGGGUUAUCAAGGAUGAAUAUAAUAACAGGAAAGUUUAGCUUUUAAUUUUAUUUUUUAAUAAAAUUAUUUCACUGAACAUGCCUCAAUUCAGUCUUUGCAGGUUUCAGAGUUCGUUGACUAAUGUUAUACUUAAAAAGAAAUCUGUAAUAUAAAAAAUUUUAUAUCUGAAGAAUAGACACAAGAUAUAAAUACAACAAACAUGCGUCAAAUUUAUCAUCACACGAAAAUAAUACAUAUACUAAUUCUUGAAAGGGUGGUUCAUUAGGUCUCUGUGCCUGUGAUCGGAAGGUUUCUGGUUCAAAUCCCAAGACUCAAUUGCACAUCACUUGAAUUGUGCAAAGGAUGAAAGCAUCUUCCAAAUAAUGGAAUCGUUCGUUUAAUUAUUCAUAUAUUCAUAUUGUUUUACAGUGCCUGUUUUAGUUUUUUCCUGUACUUUCUUUCGGUAUACUCUCAAGAAGAAUUAUCCUCUGUUUGAUGAAUGAUGGAGAAUGAUCCCACAGCUGGGAAAACGUAAAAAUUUUAAGCCUGGGAACUUUCGGCCUAGUUGCCGGCAGCUACUUGCAGAUUCCUGAAGGGACCUGGGCUAUAGCUUUCUCCCCUCAUGCAUAUUAAUUUGAGCAGUAGCGCAUUUCCAUGUCAUUUUCACUGAGCCAGCAUAAAUGUGCGUGACCAAUGGGGAAAUCCGGAGGUAGCUUUUGGAGGGAAAACGAUGUGACCCUCAAGCUUCGGCAGAGUCGUGCUUUUGAAUAGUCAGCAGGCUCCGUGAAUACCUCUUCACUUACCAACACUGUGCUCCUCUGUCAUCUCCAAGGCUGAAAAAUGACUUUACAGUCCUUUCCAACCUUGGUUCCCUAAACCAAUUUGUUCCACUGAUGUCUGUUGUUGGGCUGGUUUCCAAGACAGUCUUACACUCUGUCUUCUACUUUGUUGAAUAUGCUAUGGACUUGGCGACAGUUCCUGGUUUUAAAUGUACAUAGAACAAGAAAACGUAUUAAAA